AUGGAGGGGUCUCCGCGGAGCGACGGGGACCGCCUGUGCAGCGCCGCUGCCCGCGGGGACCACGAAGAGGUGAGGAGGCUGCUGGACGCAGGCGUGGAUCCCAACGGGACCAACGCCUUCGGAAGAACCCCGCUCCAGGUGAUGAUGCUGGGCAGCCCGCGGGUGGCCGAGCUGCUGCUGCGGCGCGGAGCCGACCCCAACCGCCCGGACCCGCGCACCGGCUGCCUCCCGGCGCACGACGCGGCCCGAGCCGGCUUCCUGGAGACGCUGGCGGCGCUGCACCGGGCCGGGGCACGCCUCGACCUCCCCGACGGCCGCGGCCGCCUGCCCCUUGAUGUGGCGGCGGGGGGCCCUCACGGAGUGGUGGGGCGGUACCUGCGCGACCCGCCGCCCCUGCAGGGAGCCGGCGGAGCCUCCGAGAAGGCUGUGCGCUGA
Sturnus vulgaris (Common starling) is the source of this 435-nucleotide messenger RNA. Its product is annotated as cyclin-dependent kinase 4 inhibitor B-like. Gene Ontology annotation, biological process: regulation of cyclin-dependent protein serine/threonine kinase activity; regulation of G1/S transition of mitotic cell cycle; negative regulation of cell population proliferation. Lineage: Eukaryota; Metazoa; Chordata; Aves; Passeriformes; Sturnidae. Gene Ontology annotation, molecular function: protein kinase binding; cyclin-dependent protein serine/threonine kinase inhibitor activity. The record is from RefSeq and is a predicted model, not a curated record. Gene Ontology annotation, cellular component: nucleus; cytoplasm.